This is a messenger RNA of Hansenula ciferrii, 1908 nucleotides long. RefSeq names its product MCT family MFS transporter. The coding region runs from base 1 to 1908 and encodes 635 amino acids. NCBI's taxonomy places the organism in Eukaryota, Fungi, Ascomycota, Saccharomycetes, Phaffomycetales, Wickerhamomycetaceae. Gene Ontology annotation, molecular function: transmembrane transporter activity. The record is from RefSeq and is a predicted model, not a curated record. Gene Ontology annotation, biological process: transmembrane transport. The transcript has a single exon.
AUGAUCAAGAAUUCAAAUGCAAACAACAAUGAUUCUUUUACUUCAUUCUCUUCACACAAAGAUAAUGAAGGUCUAGAUCCAAUACUUUUAAGUCAAAGAACAAAUGAUAAAAAGGAAUUUCAAUCAAUUACUCAACACUCAAGAGGGAAAGAUUCUGAAAAUAUAACAAGAACAAAUAGAAAACUUUCAUCAUCAUUCAAAAGACCUACAUCGUUAUUAUCCAAAACAUCAAGUCGGAAAAGUACUUAUAAUGAAAUUGAAGAAUUAGAUCAAGUAUUACUAAAAAAUUAUGAUAUUGGUGAUUCAAUUCAAUUAGAUGGAAAUUCCCAUAAACCAAUCAAUUUGAACCAUGGGAAUGUCCUUGAAGAAUUCAACAAAGAUGAUGAUCAUGAAUACAAUGAAGAUUUAGAAUUAGGUAGACCAACUUCCAAAGUGGAAAGAAUCUUCACAAACAAAUCAACAGGUGAAAUUGAUUUACCACCAGAUGGAGGAUAUGGUUGGGUUUGUGUAGCUUGUGUUGUGGCAAUUCAAGCAUGUACAUGGGGUAGUAAUGCAGGAUUUGGUGUUUUCUUACAAUACUAUUUAGAUAAUGAUGUUUUCCCCGGUGCAACUCAUAUGGAUUUUGCACUUAUAGCUGGUAUGAUUGUAUUUUGUGGACAAUUUUUUGCUCCUUUAGCUAUGAUUUGUAUGAGAUUAUUUGGGUUAAGAUUAAUUAUGUCCAUAGCUUGUUGUACACAUCUUAUCGGUUAUAUAUUGGCUUCAUUCGCCACAAAAAUAUGGCAUUUAUACGUUUGUCAAGGUUUUAUAGUGGGUGUAUCUUACUCAUUUUUAUUUGUACCUGCAAAUAUUGUUUUACCUAGUUGGUUUUUGAAAAAAAGAGGUACAGCAGCAGGUAUUUGCUUUGGUGGUACAGGACUUGGAGGUGUUAUAUUUUCAGUUGGUGUUAAUGCUACUAUCAAGAAAACGGGGACCCAAGUAUGGGCAUUAAGAAUGGUUGGUAUUGUAACAUGUUUUUUGAUUACACUUUCAAUUAUUUUCAUUAAACCAAGAAUACCAUUACAAAAAGAAUCAUUAACUUUACAAAAUGUUCUAAAUAAUUUCAAGACAAUGUUUGAUUCAAAAGUUUUAAAACAUCAAGCAUUAUGGUGUGUAUCUAUAUGGUAUGCAAUUUGUACUACUGGCUAUAAUAUGGUUAUCUUCUCAUAUUCAACUUAUGCAACAACAAUUGGGCUUUCACCAGGUCAAGCAUCUACUUUAACAGCUUUAAUUAAUGCAGCACAAAUCUUUGGUAGACCUUUUUUAGGUUUUGUUGCAGAUAGAUUUGUUGGUCGUAUAACUUAUCCUUUGAUACUUAAUAUGGUAUUGGCAAUUUUAAUAAUGGGGUUUUGGAUAAAUGCUAAAACUUUCAUAUCAUUAUUGAUUUGUGGAUUAUUAAUUGGGUUUAAUAUUGGUGUUAGUAGUGUUAUGAGCUCUGUAUUCAUUGCAGAUUCAUUUACAUUAGAUGAAUAUAUAUCAGGAUGGGCAAUAAUGAAUUUGAUUUUAGCUUUUUUUGCAUUACCAGUUGAGGUUAUGGCUUUAGGUUUAAGAGAUAACUCAAUUUCAAAUCCUUUCUUGUAUACACAAAUCUUUGGUGGAUUAUUAUUUAUUGCAGCUAUAUUUGUUUUAUUACCACAAAGGGAAUGGCAAGUUAAAUUAAGUUAUGAACGUCAAAAACAACAAUUUAUCAAUGAUUUACAGAAACUUGAUGAUAUUGUAAUUGGUGAUGAAGUCGAAUAUUUUGUGGAACAAACUGUUCAUUUGAAAGAAUUGAAAAAAGAUUUAAAAAAGAGUAUAGAUGAUUGUGAUGAAAUUUUGAGAAAAGAUAUUAAGCAUUAUUUUAAAAGACUUCUCUAUCCAAUGAAGAUUUGA